Molecule: messenger RNA, 5468 nt
Organism: Sarcophilus harrisii (Tasmanian devil)
Lineage: Eukaryota; Metazoa; Chordata; Mammalia; Dasyuromorphia; Dasyuridae
Gene: ME2
Product: malic enzyme 2
Exons: 16
Coding region: 93-1847 (584 amino acids)
Biological process (GO): pyruvate metabolic process; malate metabolic process
Cellular component (GO): mitochondrion
Molecular function (GO): malate dehydrogenase (decarboxylating) (NAD+) activity; malate dehydrogenase (decarboxylating) (NADP+) activity; NAD binding
Source: RefSeq, a predicted model, not a curated record
AGGAGCAUUGUCUGAGCAGGUGGAAGAGGACACGUUGUCUCCCCGCCAGGAGCACCACCUGUCGCUAGGCGAGAAGCCCGGUAAAAGAAAAGAUGUUCUCUAGAUUAAGAAUAGUUGCCUCUCCUUGUACAUUGGCAUGUCGAAGUGUACACACCAAAGAAAAAGGCAAGCCAUUAAUGUUGAAUCCAAGAACAAACAAAGGAAUGGCAUUUACAUUGAGAGAACGACAAAUGCUUGGACUUCAAGGACUUCUACCUCCUAAAAUAGAGACACAGGAUAUUCAAGCUUUAAGAUUCCAUAGAAACAUAAAAAGAAUAAGUGAUCCUUUGGAAAAAUAUAUCUACAUAAUGGGAGUCCAAGAAAGAAAUGAAAAGUUAUUUUAUAGGAUUCUUCAAGAUGACAUUGAAAGAUUAAUGCCAAUAGUAUAUACUCCAACAGUGGGUCUAGCCUGUUCACAAUAUGGACACAUCUUUCAGAGACCAAAGGGAUUAUUUAUUUCAAUCUCAGACAGAGGCCAUAUUAGAUCAAUUGUGGAUAACUGGCCAGAAAAUGAUGUUAAGGCUGUUGUGGUAACUGACGGAGAGAGAAUAUUGGGCCUUGGAGAUCUGGGUGUCUAUGGAAUGGGAAUUCCAGUAGGAAAGCUUUGUUUAUAUACAGCUUGUGCUGGAAUACGGCCAGAUAAGUGCCUCCCUGUGUGUAUUGACGUGGGAACUGACAAUCCAUCACUCUUAAAAGAUCCAUUUUAUAUGGGCUUAUAUCAGAAAAGAGAUCGCUCAUACCGUUAUGAUGACCUGAUUGAUGAAUUUAUGGCAGCCAUAACUGACAGAUAUGGCCAGAACACACUUAUUCAGUUUGAAGACUUUGGAAAUCACAAUGCUUUCAGGUUUCUAAGAAAAUAUCGAGAAAAAUAUUGUACCUUCAAUGAUGAUAUUCAAGGGACAGCCUCUGUUGCACUAUCAGGUCUUCUUUCUGUACAGAAAGUUCUUGAUAAACCAAUCUCUGAGCAUACUAUCUUGUUCCUUGGUGCAGGAGAGGCCGCUCUUGGAAUUGCAAAUCUCAUCGUUAUGGCCAUGAUGGAAAAUGGUAUUUCAGAAGAAGUAGCACGAAAAAAAAUCUGGAUGUUUGACAAGUUUGGCUUAUUAGUCAAGGGAAGGAAAGAUAUGAUAGAUAGCCAUCAAGAACCAUUUGCUCACUUAGCUCCUGAAAACAUACCUAAAACUUUUGAAGAUGCAGUAAAUAUACUUAAACCUUCAGCUAUUAUUGGUGUUGCAGGUGCUGGUCGACUCUUUACUCCUAAUGUGAUCAAAGCCAUGGCCUCAAUCAAUGAACGGCCAGUAAUAUUUGCAUUAAGCAAUCCUACAAUAAAGGCCGAAUGCACAGCUGAAGAAGCAUACACACUUACAGAGGGCCGAUGCUUAUUUGCCAGUGGUAGUCCAUUUGAGCCUGUUAAAUUAGAAGAUGGAAGAUGUUUUAUCCCAGGCCAAGGAAACAAUGCUUAUAUUUUUCCAGGUGUGGCCCUAGCUGUAAUUCUUAGUGGUGUUCGGCAUAUCAGUGACCACGUCUUUCUAGAAGCUUCAAAGGCAUUGAGUGAACAAUUGACAGAAAAGGAGCUAGAGGAGGGAAGGCUUUAUCCACGACUCUCCAAUAUUCAGGAAGUUUCAAUUAAUAUUGCUAUCAAAAUUACAGAAUAUCUGUAUGCCAAGAAGAUGGCUUUCCGUUACCCAGAACCGGAAAACAAGACUGACUAUGUUAGAUCAAGAAUAUGGCGAAGUGAUUAUGAGUCUUUGCUGCCAGAUGUAUAUGAAUGGCCUGAAUUUGCAUCACAUCCUCCCAAAAUACUUGAAUAGAAGCAUUCCUUCUAAAAGGACAUUUGCUAAGCUGCAGGGACCUCCUUCCCCACCCUCCCCAUUUUUUCCACACCAAGUAGAAAAAAUAAUUGAUAUUUGUAGGGUGUUUUUUUUUUUCCCCCAUAUUUUGUUGUCUUACUCCAUUUUGCUUGAUUUAUUUCUCCAAAUAUCUAUAAAUCAGAUCUGUGAGAGAAUACAUCACUUACAUUGUUUGUGCGUUUUUAAAAAAGAAAAAAGUUCAAACUACUAUAUGCUCUAAUACAAGCUUGGAGUACAUGCCACACCGUAUAUGUUAAAAAUAUAAAUGCAUAUGUAUUUUUUAGAUGUGUUUAUUGUAUUCCCAUUCACUGCUGACUGCCAAAGUAAAAUUAUUUCUGCCAUUAUAAGUAAUAAUCUUCUCCCAUCCAAUUCCUUCAGGAUUAUUUAAAAUUCACUCCUGUGGAAGUGAAAAACAAAUUUUGAAUUAUAACUUGAAGCUAGAAAUCCCUUUAAUUAGAAACUCUACACUUUUCUAAAGUCUAGAGGAGUUUUUCCUGGUAUCCAAAAUGUUAUUCCAUUUAACAUAGACUUUGUGAAUCUCUGACAGACUGAGUUGUGAAAUAGGAAAAGUUUUCUAUAUUAUUUAUUUUAUCUAAAAUAUAUUGGGAGGGUGAAAUGAGAAGCUAGUAUGAGCUUUAGAAAAACUAAGGAAAUGGUCAACCAGUCUAUUGAAAAAUACACCAAAAUUGUGAUCAGGACCUUUUUUUUUUAAAAAUUUUACAUAGGUAAUAUUGGUUUAUAAUUAACAGCAUACUAAUUAAUUGCUCAAUCUUGAAGUUAUAUUCUGAAACAAGCAUAAUUUACAAUACUUCCAUCUUCUUGAAUUGCAAAUGAUUCUUUAAGAACAAGAUGUAAUACAGAAGAAGACUUAAUAUAAUGUAUCAUAUUCAUAAAUUAUUCAGCUAAAUAGUCCCCUUCAUAAUCAUCUCUUUGGGAAUCUCUUGUGUUUCCUCCAACUAUCUUGCCAUUUCUCACAUUUUUAGAAUUCUUUGGAGUUAUUUUUAGAAUACUGGGAUCUUUUUGUUUUGAUUUUUACUAAAAAUUUUCAUUCUCAUGAGGUGGAUUUGAGUUUUAGAAAUAGCUAAAAAUUGUUCAGAGGCAAGUGUGAUAUAUGAGGUGGGUUAGGAAGAUGAGUGUAUCUUUUGCAAGUUAGGGAUUUAAGCAUAAAAUAAUGAGAUUAAUUUUCUUUCCUUUAAACUGAGUUUUAGAGGCAAUUCCAAACCAAGAGUUUGAGAUUUGAAAAACAACAUUUAAUUGGAAAUAUACAUUUUGGUCAUCAUAGUAAUUUGUAAUCUCAUUUCAGAUGUGUGAGUUACUUGAUUUUCUUCACAAUAGUCAUGUAUUCUUCUAACAUUAUAGAAAAAUGUGUAGUGGCUCUUAGGAGAGGAAUCUUUUUUUUCUUUCCUUUGUUUCAUUUCUUCAAUGGAAAGAGUUGAAAAAUGGAUUGAUGGUAAUUCUGAGGAUGAUUAAGUGUUUUUUGAAACUCAGAAACCUUUCAAUUGAUCCCCAUUGUUUAAUAUGACUUCAUAGGAAAUUUGAUUUAAAUAAUUAUAAAUGGAUGCCCUGAUUAUUCACUAUGUUUUGUAAAUCUAUUUCCUAUGAAAUAAGUAAAUUAGGUCCAUAGUUAUGCAUUUUUCAUGCUUAGAGACGAAGCAUUUAACUUUUUUUCCUCCUCAUUGCUCUUCAUUUAAAAUAGGUAGCCUUUAAAAUGAUCCUAUCCAUAAAAUUGUAAUAAUUUGAGGUUCUAAUGUAGUAUUAAAUGGUGGGCAUAAUUAUAGAUUUCUUUCAGUUAUUGUUUUUUGAAGCCAGGAACUAUGAAUUAGAAAAUAAAUUUUACGUUCUUGGUAAAUAUGUCCAUUGCUAUAUUUUCAGUAUAUAAUUAUGCAUUUUAGAAAUAAAAUGAGCAUAUUUAAUGAAUGCCCUUACAUAUAUCUCAAAUAAAGCAGUAAGUUUUGUGUUUUCUUGUCUUGGGUGAAAAUGGCUUACAGAUUUUGGUAAUAUAGUUUUUAAGAAAAUGUCAGGAAAAGAAACUUGGUAGUAUAAGUUUUUUAAAAAUCUAAUUCUUAAAUAAUAUGGUAUCUUUAAAGCUGCUAGACACCAGUGUCCCUUCUUGUGACAGAAAACUAAGGAGAAUUUUAUUUUAAUAAUAGAAGUCUGCUAGUUUCAUGUGAUUAUGACUCCAGAUUUCAUGUUUUGAUUCUUAGUGUUACUCAAGAAUUGUACUUUCUAAAUUGACUACAACAAUAUGUACACUGGCUGAAAAUAUUAAUAUUGAGAAGUAGAUUGGGAAAAAACAGGAAAUAAACUAUAAUUUUUUUGAUUUUCUAUGAAAUUAUGUCUGGGGAAAAUGUAAUUAAUUUCAUAAGGAACAGAGAAAUAGUUUCACCUUAUAGGAGAAAGAAGGAACUAGAACCACUGUUGAUUUGUCAGAGAUGGUUUAAUAGUCCAGAGUAAAAAAAUAUUAUAAUCUGGUACCAGAUACAGUGUAGGCCAAAUGGAGCACUUAUGUAAGAAUAAGGGAAAAGAUUGCUUCACUGAUGUCCUUUCCCCAAUUGAAAGAAGGUUAAUUUACACUAUAAUGGGGAAAGUAUGUGAGUGUGAGAUUUUGGUUAAAAUGCUAAAAGUAUUAAAAUGUGGUAUGAGUUUUAAAUUCAAUACUGUGAAUAGUUUUCUGCAUUUUAAAUAUUUUUUUAAAAUACCAACUCAAAUGAUGUUUUUUUACAUAGAAUGACUUUUCAUCUAUUUUUGCUAUCUUAGUGUUUACAGUCUAUAAGUUUACUUAAAUUUAAGGUAUCAGUCUGAGAAUAAAUGUAAUUUGUUUGAAUUGAAGAUAAUGCUUCAGAAGAUUUCCUGAAAAUACAUCUAACUACAAUGUAUUUCUUUGUAUUGGUUUAGAAAAAGACUCAUCAAAUAUGAGAACCAUUUUUUACUUUGUAAAGAGUAAUCUUGAAAAAAAAAAAAACAAGUCCUGCUUCUCUGAAUUCAGAUUGAUUGUUUUAGGAUUAAUGUGUAAUGGUUGUUAAAUGUUAUCUACAGCUUGGAGUCAGUAACAGCAAUUAUAAACAAAUAGUAAGUAACAGUUGUCACAAAGCUUCCAGGGGGGAGAUAAUGGAGAAAUUCUUUUCCUAUACUUCAUUCAGAUAUUAUCCAUAUUCAUUGCCAUUUCUUCAUACUAUACAUUGUUGAAUUCACUAACAAUAAUGGGGUCAGUUUUAUAGGAGCACAGUUAUAAGAGCUCUAAUUAAAGUUCCCAAUCCUGAAAUUUCACUUUUAAAGGAGUAGAUGCAAUUGGCAGUGCUUGUAUUUUGUAUCUGAAAUUACAUAUGUUCAGAUGCUGCUAUAUUAAUAAAUUAGAAAGUUACAAUGAGACAUGUCACCUGUUAUGAAAUAGUACUUGAUUCUCUGAUCUUUUGAUAUGCAUCAAAAUUAUUUUCUACCAGUAUUGAAAUGAGCACUCUGCAGACUAACAUUUAAAUGUAUCCAUUAGAUACAAUAGAUUAAAUGUAUCGAUUAGAAUAAUUCAACUAUUAAAAAAUUCCUGGUCCUUUAAUGUGGAUGAGAUUUUUCAGUAUUUUAAUUUAA